This is a messenger RNA of Taeniopygia guttata (zebra finch), 5572 nucleotides long. The record is from RefSeq and is a predicted model, not a curated record. NCBI's taxonomy places the organism in Eukaryota, Metazoa, Chordata, Aves, Passeriformes, Estrildidae.
CGCGCGCGAGGAGCGCGGCCACCCGGCAGCGCCGAGAGCCCGCGGAACAACCGCCGCCGCCCCGGCGUUCCUCCCGCAGCCGUGCGGCGACUCCAGGCAGAAGGACCGGGCUACCUGCGCCCGGCGCGGGAGAAAAAUGGCUCAACUUCUUGCACCAGCAACAUCCAUCCAUGAUGAGGAAUCCUUGGAAGGCAGAAUGGUGGUUACAUUCCUCAUGUCAGGACUUGAGUCACUGUGUAAAGAACUUUCCAAGUCCAAGGCAGAAAUUGCCUGUAUUGGUGUAUAUGCAAGAAAUGUUUUUGUUAUUGGAACUGAGAGAGGAAGAGCCUUUGUCAACUCUAGGGAAGAUUUUAAGACAGAUUUUAUCGAAUACUGUGUUUCAGAAGAGGACAGGCCUCCAAAGCUGCAGAAAAAAAAGACUACACCACCUGUAAACAGACAGACAGUGGAUGCUGAGGAGCUGGAGGCUCUUAGAAAGUCUGUGGAGGAGUUUUUCUGCUCUUUAUAUGGUAAAGCUUUAGGAAAGUCAGCGGCAGUAUCUGUGACAUUCGAAGAGAUUCAGAGGAACCAGUCUGUUGUGAUAGUGCAGGGCCUGCCUGAAGGAGUCACAUUUAAACAUCCAUCAAAUUAUGAUGUUUCCACUCUGAAAUGGAUUUUGGAAAAUAAAUCAGGGAUCACAUUUAGUAUCAACAGGCCUUUUCUGGAACUAAGGAAACAUGUAGAAGCCGAUAUGACAGAUCCUUCACAUUCAGUUACACCCCCAUGUGAAAGUUGUCCUCCUGUUACUGUGAAAACGGAACCAAGCAAGGAUUCUGAGACCAACAAGGAUCAUGGAAUUUCUUCCAAAAUGUCAGAAGUAACAAUGAAGCAGGAAAGAGAUGAUCCUAACUACUAUCAAUUUAAUACUCCAGCAGUCCCUUCCGAAACAUCAGGGAUAGAUGAAAAAAUUGCUCCUGGAAAAAGUUACACAGAGUCCACCCAACCUAACUCAUCAGAAACAAGUGAGGAUUCUGAGGAUGAUGUUGAUGAUGGUGAUGAUUAUAAUGAUGGUGACGAGUACCAACCCCCUGAAGGGAGCCAGAGGAGCCCCAGUUUGACUGCUGAAGCCGGCAAUACUAGAGGAAGAAAUGCACAAGAAUUCAAUUUUGAGUCCUCCCACCAUGACAUGUCAGAAACAAGUGAGAAACCUGAGGUUGAGGUCACCCUUGAAGAAGAUGAUGAUGACUACGUACCACCUGACAAGAGACUGAAGAGCUCCAAGUCGGCUACUGAAGCGGCCAAUACUGGUAGAAGAAAUGCAGAAGAGUUCAAUUCUGAUUCCUCCCAGCAUGACUCAUCAGAAGCAAGUGACGAUUCUGAGGCUGAAAUCACUAGUCAAGAUGAUGAUGAUGAUGAUGAGUACCUGCCCUCUAGCAAGAGAAAGAGAAGGAGAACCAAGAACACCCGGUCAACUAAGGAAAUUGCCAAUAACAGAAGAAGAAAUGCAAAAUAUUUGAAAUCUGAUUCCUCCCGGCAUGACAUGUCAGAAAUAAUUGAGAAUCCUGAGGUUGAGGUCACUGUGGAAGCUGAUGAGGAUGACUACAUGCCCUCUGACAAGAGACAGAGGACCACUGAUUCGGCAAAUGACAAUGCUAGUGCUGAGAGAAGAAACGCAGAAGAGUUCAAUUGCGAGACCUCCCGGCAUGACAUGACAGAAACAAGUGAGAAUCCUGAGGCUGAGGUCACUGUCGAAGUUUCAAAAUUCAAGGCGGUUCCUGUUCUGCAUGCAAGUUCCAUGGACAAAAAAACAGGGGGUUUUUUAUUGUUUCUUAAAGAUGAUGAUGAUAACUACCUACCACCUGACAAGCAACUGAAGAGCAACAGUUUGGCAAAUGAAUCUGCAGAUAUUGAGAGCAAAAAAGAAAUGGAAUUCAGUUCUGAGACCUCCUGGCAUGACAUGUCAGAAACAAGUGAGAAUCCUGAGGUUGAGGUCACGCUUGAAGAUACUGACCAUACCUAUGUGUACAGUAACACGAGACGGAGGCGCACCCAGUCGGUUAAUGAAGAGGCCAAUAGUCAGAGGAGAAAAGCAGAUGAGUUCAAUUCUGAGACCUCCCGGCAUGACAUGUCAGAAACAAGUGAGAAUCCUGAGGUUGAGGUCACGCUUGAAGAUACUGACCAGCCAUAUGUACACCGUAGCAAGAGACGGAGGCGCACCCAGUCGGUUAAUGAAGAGGCCAAUAGUCAGAGGAGAAAAGCAGAAGAGUUCAAUUCUGAUUCUUCCCAGCAUGACUCCUCAGAAGCAAGUGAGGUUUCUGAGGCUGAACUCUCUAGUGAAGAUAAUGAUGAUGAUUAUGUACCCCGUGAGAGGAGACAGAGGAGCCCCAGGUCAGCUAGCAGCUCAGGCGACAGUGGGAGAAGCAAAGGAACACAGUUCAAUUUUGACCGAUGGAACUCGCGAAUUACAGACUUGAGAACGGAAGUUGAAGAGCUGUUUGAAAAGAAAUAUGCUGAAGCUGUAAAAGCAAAUGGCCCAGUGUCUAUUCCAUACACAAGCUUCCUGUCACACCCAGAAGAUUUAUAUGUGGAAGGGCUGCCAGAUGGGAUUCCCUUCAGGCGCCCAGCCACGUACGGCAUUCCCCGGCUGGAGAGGAUACUGCUGGCCAAGGAUAGAAUCCAGUUUGUCAUUAAAAAGCCUGAACUUCUGAAUUCGACAGAGGCUCCAGAGGCCAAUACAGUUUCAACAGUCUCAAAUACAGUGAAAGAGGACUGGCAUUCCAGAGUCACCAAACUGAGAAUGGCAGUAGAUCAACUUUUCUGUAGAUUGUAUGCCAAGGCUUUGGGCAGCAAUGAACCCAAAGCUGUUCCAUACAAGAAAUUUGAAGCUCAUCCGACUGACCUCUACGUUGAAGGGCUGCCAGAGAAUGUCUCAUUUAAGAGUCCCUCCUGGUAUGGAAUCCCUUGCCUUGAACAAAUAAUUCAAAUGGGCGACAGAAUAAAAUUUGUGAUCAAAAGGCCAGAGCUACUAAAUCAUUCUUCAAAUGAAGUUACUCCGCCCAGGUCAAACCCUCAAGCGAGAGAAGAUUGGAAUUCCAAGAUCACAAAGCUAAGAAAGCAAGUAGAAGAUAUAUUUAGUAAGAAGUUUGCCAAAGCACUGGGGCUUUCAGUUUCAGAGUCAGUGAAAGUUCCCUAUUCUAUGUUUGAAUCAAACCCUGAGUCCUUGGUCGUUGAAGGCUUGCCAGAAGGAGUCCCCUUCAGGAGUCCCACGUGGUUUGGAAUUCCACGCCUUGAAAGAAUCAUCCGUGGGAGUAGCAAAAUCAAAUUUGUUAUUAAGAAGCCUGAGCUUAUCAUAUCCCAUUUGCCUCUAAGACUGGCUAGUAAACUAAAGAAGAAAGGAAUUAGUCCAGAGAGUCCCCGAAGGUCACGAAGUUCUUCAGAAAAUUCAAGUGUCCCAGAGAUUGAAGUUACUAUUGAAGACAGUCCUCAGAAAGAGCAAAGUCAUUCUGAUGCUAGUGACUCCAAUCCAAAUUUUAAGCAACAAGGAAAAGAGUUUUCUUUUGACUUGUGGAAUGCCAAAAUCACGGACUUAAAGCAGAAAGUUGAAAAUCUUUUCAAUGAAAAAUGUGGGGAGGCACUGGGACGCACAGGGCCAGUGAAGGUGCCAUAUGCACUGUUUGAUUCUUACCCAGAGGAUUUCUACGUGGAAGGGCUUCCUGAGGGGGUGCCCUUCCGCCAGCCUACAACUUUUGGGAUUCCAAGACUAGAGAAGAUCCUGAGAAGUAAACCCAAAAUAAAAUUUAUUAUUAAAAAGCCUGAGAUGCUUGAGGCAGCUAUCAAUGAAAGUUCUGAUAAAAGCCCCCAAGGAAAAGAUAAUUCCCCCAGUAAAGCCAAUGCAGAAAGGACCACAAAAAACUCAGUGAAAACAGCUGCAAGUGUUGAAGACGUAAGCAUUGUUAAAGUAACCAUAAAAGAUGAUGAAAGUGAGCCACUGUCAAGAGCAGAAAGUGCCAGACAAUUGAGAGAGCAAGUAAAUGAGCUUUUUAGCCGGAAAUUUGGUGAAGCCACUGGUAUGAAUUUUCCUGUGAAAGUUCCAUACAGAAAAAUCACUAACUACCCUGGCUGUGUGUUGGUGGAUGGAAUGCCUCCAGGUGUGGCAUUUAAAGCACCCAGUUAUCUGGAACUCAGCUCAAUGAGGAAGAUUUUGGAAUCAGCAGAGUUUAUCAAGUUUACUGUCAUUAGACCGUUUCCAGGACUUGUGAUUAACAAUCAGCUACUAGAAGAAGCUGAAGCAAAAGCAGAAUCACCAGCACCAGCACUAGCAGCAGCAGCCACUACCACAGCAGCACUACCAGGUGAUGCAGAGCGUGACACGUGUCCUUGCAGGAGGGAGCCAACUGAACCAAGCCAAAUAGAAGUAUCUAUAGGAGAUAACACAGAAACAGAAUGCAAGUUUCAAAUAAAGAAAGAUCCAGACCCGACGUCAUAGACCUCAUCAACACUGGUCAGAAGCUUCCCGUUCUGAGAAGAGCCUGCUCAGCCUGUCUAGAGCUGUGUAAUAUAACUGUAUAAGAGAAGUAUCUUCUAUACAAAUCCUUUUGUACUAUUAUAUAGAAAUGUCUACUUUUUCAGCAGUUCUGUGAAUUGACCUAUUAAUGACUGUAGAUUUGGAAUGUCUUCAGUUUACUUUGGAAUAUAUUUUAAGGAUUAAAUUUGAUUCAGCAAUGCUGGGGAAAUGGCAGGGAUUAAAAUCAACAGGGACAUAGCUCAGGCUGUCUGCAUUUUCCAAUAAAGGUGAAUUUCACUGUACCUGAAUGCAUUCUAGCUUUUGUAAUGAAAAAUUCCUGUGAAGAGUUCAGUUUGUUUACUUUGGAGAAAAAAACCCUCUACGUUAAUUUUCAGCUAUUAUUUUAAUGUUUUAUUGGAUAAUAAUAUCUGUAUAUUUGAGCUAAUUUGAGCUAAUUUUACUUAUUAUAUGUAUCACAGUUAAUAUGUUUUUCCUAAAUAAAAGAUAAAAUUAUCCACUUGAUGGUUAGUGUGCAUUAAUGAGAUUGACUGUGAAAUGGUCAAUAUUCCAGUGUGUGGAUUAGGAACCAACUGAAAUAAAACCCCAUCAUAGUUUGUUCUGUUAAUUCAAAGUAGUAAGUACAUGUUGUAUCAGAGUAUCACACAGUUUACAUAUGAUGGGUCUGGUCUUGCAGUCCUACCAUAGUCAAUAAUUGUGUGAGUGCUUUUCUGCUGAAGGCUGUGGGGGAUGCUCUUCUGUUCGUCUAGAACUAGUGAUGGAAACAUGCUACAGCCAGCUCUAAGUCCUAUUUUGUCAAAAACUCAGAAUAUUCUGUGAGUACAACAAUUAAAUUAAGCCCCCUGUGGUCUUGGUUAUGCGCCAAGACAUGUAAAACCCUGUACAUAAUUUUUUUUCAAAUUUCACAAACCAGAGAUGUACAGUUCUGGCUAUAUGAUAAUCUCUAAAAAUGCAGGUUAUUUGCAAAGGUUUCUUGUUUACAGGCAUGAAUGUGAGAUGAUUGCAUUAUGCACAAAUGGUAAGUUAUGUUCUCUGUUGAAGAAAUAAAAGACCUUUCUGAUGUUUUUCAAA